CAUGAUGCCGAUGCGGCGACUGGUGGAUGCCGUGCCGUUGGCUGGUCCAACACGCAAGAUGAAUCACCUUGUUGUCGUUGCCCUGACUUCUUCUCCAGUCUUUCCUCAGGAAACGCCAUGAUGUCGAAAACCGACACGACGAUGAUCGAAGAGCAGGGAAAUAACCAGCAGGAUCUGGAAUUGAGUCGCACGGAGACUGGUGUAUCGGAGAAAGUCCAAAACACCAUGGGAACCACAAGAAGAAGACUUGUGAUGCUUUCACUCUGUCUUGCACAAUUUCUCGCCGCCAUCGACAUCACAAUCGUCGCGACAGCACUUCCGACGAUAGCGAGCAGUCUACACGCCACAUCUGCUCAGUACACUUGGGUUGGAUCCGCGUACAAUCUUGCAAGCACAGCAUCAACACCACUUUGGGCGAAAUUAUCAGAUGUCGUUGGAAGAAAGACUGCUCUUCUUGCCGCAAACACUUUGUUCCUUGCCGGAAGUCUGCUAGCCGCUCUUGCGAAUUCGAUUUUGAUUCUCAUCGGAGGUCGCUGUUUGCAAGGUAUUGGAGGUGGUGGUCUGAUGAUCCUCAAUACCAUCAUCAUCAGUGACAUCUUCCCACUGGAAGAUCGCGCAAAGUACUAUGGGUUAUCUGCAAUCGUUUGGGCUAUUGCAAGCGCUCUUGGUCCAAUGCUUGGAGGUGUCUUUACGUCGACUAUCGGAUGGAGAUGGUGUUUCUACAUCAAUCUGCCACUCGACGCUAUCUCACUCGUCCUCGCCGUUCUCUGCCUCAAACUUAACAUCAAGAGAGCUCCAGCCAAAGAGACCUUGAAAGAGCUCGAUUGGACUGGCUGCUUCUUGAUCGCCGCCGGAGCCAUUCUGUUCCUUCUUGGACUGGAAAGUGGUGCCAGUCAUCAACAUUCAUGGACAUCCGCCUACACCCUGUGCAUGAUCAUCUUCGGCGUCUUCCUCCUUGCAGCAUUCAUGAUCUGGGAAUGGAGAUUCGCCAAGGUCCCCCUGAUUCCCAUACAGGUGUUUGCCUCACGUACCAGCCGUGCAGCACUUACUAUAGCUUGCUGUCACAGCUUCGUCUUCAUUGCGUUCGACUUCUACCUGGCUUUGUACUUUCAGGCGGUUCUCGGACGCUCGCCCAUUAUCUCGGGUGUACUGCUUUUCGCUUUGAUUCUACCAUUGUCUCUUUGCACUAUGGCCACUGGAAUGUUCAUCGGCAAGACCGGCAAGGUCAGACCUGCUAUAUGGUUCGGAUGUUUCUUCAUGACGCUCGGCACGGGAUUGUUCAUCAACUUUGGCUCCAAGCUUGUCAUCUGGAAGAUCAUCUUGUUUCAAAUCAUUGCUGGUAUCGGAGUCGGCCCGCUAUUCCAGGCUCCCAUGAUUGCUCUUCAAAGCGUAGUCAAGCAGAGAGAUGUCGCAGCCGCCAACUCUGCUUUCACUUUCCUCCGCAGUCUCAUCACUUCCCUUUCCAUCGUCAUUGGAGGCGUAGUAUUGCAGAGAGGUCUCGGGUCUGAUUCUUUGACCGGCAAUGGACAUGUUUCUGCCGGUGGCGGUGACAACUCGAAGAAGUAUGCUGCAGCAUUGAGUAACAUGUGGAUCUUCUACACAGCCUUCUGUGGAGUCAUGCUUGUGUCGACGUUCUGGGUUGGCAAGAUUGAUGUGAGCAAAAAGCCAACUCACAAUGAACAGAACGAUGCAGUGGUGGAAGAGACCGUGGUGGCCCCGAAAGGUGCAGAGGCUCUUCCGAACAGCGGGGAUAUGGUCGAGAAGAAAAUAAAUGUCUGACAAGCAAUUGAAGAACUCUAUGUAGUACUUAGAAAGAUUGAUGAUAU
Molecule: messenger RNA, 1826 nt
Organism: Aureobasidium pullulans EXF-150
Lineage: Eukaryota; Fungi; Ascomycota; Dothideomycetes; Dothideales; Saccotheciaceae
Product: MFS general substrate transporter
Exons: 2
Coding region: 118-1779 (553 amino acids)
Biological process (GO): transmembrane transport
Molecular function (GO): transmembrane transporter activity
Source: RefSeq, a predicted model, not a curated record